AUGACUGGCAGCGCUUUGCCCGUCGUUAUCACACCCACCGUGCUCCAAAGAGGGACAAGUGACUAUGAGAACUCUCGCGAGCGCUACUUCAACAAAGAGGAAACUGGCAGGUUUCCAAUCGAGAUCCACGCCGUCCAGUCAGUCCAGGAUGUGUCCAAGGCACUCCAAAGGGCCCGAGAACUUGGUGUGGCCGUGGGUGUUCGAUCGGGAGGACACCUUCCAUCGAAGCCAUCAUUGAUCAACAACGGCAUCCUGAUCGACGUCAGUCGUCUCAACAGGGAGAUCAAAUACGAUUCCCAGACUGGCCAAGUCUCCUUUGGCCCUGCCGUCCGUGUGUACGAGGCCUGGAAGUCCACCGACGCUCUAGGCCGGUUCUUCCCCUUUGGACAUGCUCCAGAUGUGGCCUUGGGUGGUUUCUGCCUCGCCGGCGGCCAAGGCUUCUUCAUGAGAGGAUGGGGAGCUACUGUCACCGACUGGAUAAUCAAGUUGGAGAUUGUAGUUCCCGAUGGCAGGGUCCUGAUUGCAAGCAGGACUGACAACCCUGAUCUUUUCUGGGCUGCACGUGGCGCUGGCCAGACCUUUUUUGGAGUCGUUACUCGAAUCUGGAGCCGUACCAUUCCAAAGAAGAAACACUAUGGUUGUGCUUAUACCUUCUCCGGUAAAGACAACUACGAGGCUUUCCUCUCUUUUGCUUUUGAACGAAACAGCCAGAUGCCCAAGUCCUUCACUGAGACGGCGGCCUGUACCCUGCACCCCGAGCUCUUUGACCCCGAUUCCUCUGAUGAGAGUGUGCCUUCGACUUCACCUCUCCUGCUGCUUGUCAACAUUUCAGCCUAUGCGGAUAGUCUUUCAGAGGCAGAGAGCAUGCUCAGUGUCUGGGAUCAGGUGCCGAAAAACCUCAAAGGAUGCCUGAUUGAGUCUAAGCCUGUGGCUGAAGUCGAUUGGGAAGAGUUCUUCAAGCUUCAACACCUCUUGAACCCACAAACUCCAGGUCAGAAAUGGGGUAUCAACAGCAUUCUCAAUGAUCCAGCUGUUCCUCGUGACAAGCUCAUUCAAGCUAUCAAGCCAGCCAUGUGUAAUCUGCCAACGCGAUCAUCAUACGGAUGCAUCUACAUGGCUGACACCCUGGACGUCGAUGAGGCAGAUGCGGUGCUCAGCAUUCCUCAACAGUAUUACAUCUCAACUUUUUCAGGAUGGAAAGAUGCAUCACUCCAAACCAAAGUCCGACAAGUCAUGCAACAGUCAUAUAAGCAGGCUGAAUCUGUCGCCUGCGGAAUGUAUGUUGCUGACUUUGACCAGUCACCUGGUUGUCUUCACUCUUCUAGUAUCCCAGUAUGGUCAAAGUCCGCUUGCGCGAAAUUCCUGAGGAUUAGAGAGAAAUGGGAUCCCAAUGGGCUCUUUAUCGGAUACAAGGCUUUUGUUUCGACAUCGAAUGCGGAGACCAGGCUCUGA
This is a messenger RNA of Fusarium keratoplasticum, 1452 nucleotides long. Its product is annotated as FAD-binding PCMH-type domain-containing protein. Bases 1 to 1452 code for a protein of 483 amino acids. The record is from RefSeq and is a predicted model, not a curated record. NCBI's taxonomy places the organism in Eukaryota, Fungi, Ascomycota, Sordariomycetes, Hypocreales, Nectriaceae. Gene Ontology annotation, molecular function: oxidoreductase activity; FAD binding. The transcript has 3 exons.